Molecule: messenger RNA, 1287 nt
Organism: Quercus lobata
Lineage: Eukaryota; Viridiplantae; Streptophyta; Magnoliopsida; Fagales; Fagaceae
Product: cation/H(+) antiporter 20-like
Exons: 3
Coding region: 1-1287 (428 amino acids)
Biological process (GO): regulation of pH
Cellular component (GO): endomembrane system
Source: RefSeq, a predicted model, not a curated record
AUGACAAAGGAUGUCUUCAGUGUUCUAAAUGACGAGAUUUUUGCUAUAUUAGUCCUCAUGGCACUAUUUACCACAUUCAUGACAACUCCAACAGUCAUGGCAAUAUACAAACCCUUGCGUGGAAUUUAUUCUCAAACUAAUCGCCGACUCCAGCGACAAUUGCCUCUCACAGAGAACUCACAAGAUGAGCUUCGAGUCCUUGCUUGUGUCCAUGGACCUGAGAAUGUACCCUCACUCAUCAAUCUGGUGGAGUCAAUUCGUAACCCCAAAAGAUCCCCACUCAAACUCUAUGCCAUGCACCUUGUUGAACUGACUGAUCGCUCAUCCUCCAUCAUGAUGGUUCAACGUGCUAGAAAGAAUGGUUUUCCCUUCAUAAACCGCUUCUGCAGAGGUGCAAGUGCAACACCAGACCAAAUUGCUGCCGCCUUUGAGGCCUACGGCCAAGUCAACCGUGUCAAUAUUCGUCACUCAAUAGCCAUCUCGGCAUUGUCCACGAUGCAAGAGGACAUUUGCCACAUAGCACAAGAAAAAAGGGUGGCGAUGAUCAUAUUGCCUUUCCACAAACAUUGGAGAGGAGAGGGUGAAGAGGCUAUGGAGAAUGUAAACAAUGGCUGGAGAAUAGUCAAUCAGAGUGUGCUAAAGAGGGCACCAUGCUCAGUGGCAGUGUUUGUGGACCGUGGAUUCGGUGGUGGGUUAAAGCAGGAGGCAGAACCCAGUUCCCCAACACUGAAAAGAGUUUGCAUUUUGUUCUUUGGCGGAUCUGAUGAUCGCGAGGCUCUAGAGUUGGGAGGAAGGAUGACAGAACAUCCAGCAGUUAGUCUAACCAUUCUGAGGUUUCUGGAAAAAGCUAAGGAUGAGAGUAUGAAGCAGAGUCAUAGCGGCUCAACUGUUCCAAUAAACGAUGAGAGAGAGAAGGAGAUAGAUGAGACUACAAUGGCCAUAUGGAGGUGUAAUCAAUCAGUUAAGUACGAAGAAAAGGUUGUGGACAACAUCACAGAAGAGGUGUUAAAAUUAGGCCAGAGUAGGGAGUAUGAGUUGGUUAUUGUGGGAAAGGGACAAUUCUCAUCAAGCAUGGGGGCAGAGUUGCCAGCGAAUCAGAUCGAGCAUGCUGAGUUGGGGCUCAUUGGAAACAUUUUAGCUUCAUCGGACUGUGGCAUAGUGCCCUCAGUCCUGGUCAUACAACAGGAUAAACAAUAUGCAGAUGAGACUGCUACUUCAAGGAUGGGCCAGGACAAGCUUGUCACAACAAUUGAUACUUCAAUCACAAAUAAUGAACCGUCUGUGUGA